This is a messenger RNA of Aedes aegypti (yellow fever mosquito), 2787 nucleotides long. RefSeq names its product septin-2 (gene Septin2). The transcript has 4 exons. Lineage: Eukaryota; Metazoa; Arthropoda; Insecta; Diptera; Culicidae. Gene Ontology annotation, biological process: cytoskeleton-dependent cytokinesis. Gene Ontology annotation, molecular function: molecular adaptor activity; GTP binding; GTPase activity. Bases 76 to 1332 code for a protein of 418 amino acids. The record is from RefSeq and is a predicted model, not a curated record. Gene Ontology annotation, cellular component: septin ring; cell division site; microtubule cytoskeleton.
AGAGGGCCGUUUUCGUUUUUUUUAUAAACCGCUGUCAUCGAGUUUGCUGAUUCAGUCAGUCUUCAGUGAAUCAUUAUGGCGGCCGCAGACGUUGAUGUGCAAAAGCACGAGCUUCCCCGUACCUUGAAACUGUCCGGCCAUGUCGGGUUCGACAGCAUGCCGGACCAGUUGGUCAGCAAGAGCGUCCAGAAUGGGUUCGUGUUCAACAUCCUUUGCAUCGGGGAAACUGGUCUCGGUAAGUCCACGCUGAUGGAUUCGUUGUUCAACACGAACUUCGAAUCCCAACCGAGUCCGCACUCGUUGCCGAACGUAAAGUUGAAGGCCCAUACGUACGAGCUGCAGGAGAGCAUGGUUAGAUUGAAGUUGACGAUAUGUGACACUGUCGGCUACGGAGAUCAGAUCAACAAGGAUGAUUCAUUCAAAUCCGUUGUUGAUUAUAUCGACCAGCAGUUCGAAACGUUUCUACAGGAGGAGCUUAAAAUAAAGCGGUCUUUGUCUUCGUACCAUGACAGCCGUACGCACAUUUGUCUGUAUUUCAUCUGUCCUACGGGACAUGGUUUGAAAUCCUUGGAUCUGGUUUGCAUGAAAAAAUUGGAUUCGAAAGUCAAUAUCAUUCCGAUUAUUGCUAAAGCUGACACCAUCUCCAAGACGGAGCUGUCGAAGUUCAAAGCUAAAAUAAACGACGAGUUGAGGAAUAAUGGAGUUCAGAUCUACCAUUUCCCUACGGACGAUGAAUCAGUUGCGGAAAUCAACGCAACCAUGAACUCGCACAUUCCGUUCGCUGUGGUGGGCAGUACCGACUUUGUCCGUGUUGGCAACAAAACGGUCCGAGCUCGGCAGUAUCCUUGGGGUACGGUUCAAGUAGAGAACGAAGCUCAUUGUGACUUUGUCAAGCUGCGGGAAAUGCUCAUCCGAACCAACAUGGAGGAUAUGCGCGAGAAGACACACACCAAGCACUACGAACUCUAUCGUCAGAAACGUCUCGAGCAAAUGGGAUUCACCGAUGUGGACAGCGACAACAAACCGGUGUCCUUCCAACAGACAUUCGAAGCGAAGAGGAGCAACCAUCUCGCCGAAUUACAGGCAAAGGAGGAUGAAGUUCGCCAAAUGUUCGUCGUCCGUGUGAAGGAGAAGGAGGCGGAGUUGAAGGAAAGUGAGAAAGAGCUGCAUGCAAAGUUCGACAAAUUAAAGAAAGACCAUGCCGAAGAAAAGCGCAAACUGGAAGAAUCUCGCAAGAAGCUUGAAGAAGAGUUUGUUGAAUUCAAUCGGCGCAAGUCUCAGAUGGCAGCUUCCCACCACACCCUCACAUUGGGCAAAAGCAAAAAGAAAUGAAAUUUGUAGAUAACCGGACGAACGACACCCUAGAAUCACACACUUGGGAAUACACUGUCGUCAUUAUGUUUCCUUCGCACCGCAUAGCUGCUGACCCCAUCAAAAUUAAGAAUGCUUAAGGUAGGUUGGAAAAUCCGUGCUUCUUUCUAUGCAUUGUGAACUCCUGAACAAAAAGGAAGCCUUUUGCUAAACUAUAGUUUUAUUUUAACUUGAUCAGUUCAACUGAAAAAUGCCAAAAGACCAACGUAGCUGCAAAUCGCCUAGAAAUACUAUUCAUUCAUUUCAUCCCACUUGUAAGUACAAAGUGUUGCAAAGUUUUAAAAAAUACUGUUCAAAUUUAGCACAGAAACCGGUAAUUUCAUUUAUGCGUCACAAAAUUUGUUACCGGCUAAGUAAGCCACACUGGAAAAUUUACAAAAUUCAACAAAGGAAAUUCAAUACUAAUCAGGGCUAACUUAGCAAUUCUCAUUUCCAUUUAUCAUCAUUGGGUUGGAGUCAAAUCUAAUUCUUACCUAUAAUUGCUUCUAUUUUCAAUUUUACAAUAUCUUGCACAUGCACUGUUUGUCCAUCUCAUGAUGUCCGCCAUAUUGAGCUGUAAACCUCCUGUAACAUCUGUCGAAAACGAUGAAAAGGGUUAGUAGUUCUGUACACCUAGAUUAUAGGCGUACCCAAUUUCCACGAUAAACAUUCCUUUUGAUUUAAACAUUAUGUAGAAUUAGGUAUUGAGAUUGAAGCUUGUCAGCCCUGAUUAGUAUUCCGUGCCGCGUCAAAUGCGCUUUGCUUAGACCGAGCGCCAACCGAAUCUGGUAUCUACUUAUAGCCUAAUAAUAGUAAUUUUUAAAUAGCAAAAAUUGCAUAUUUCAAAAUCGAAAGCUGAGCUUCACUCCGAUCGGAUCUACGCACAGUUCAUUCUCACCAACAGUUUUACACUUCGGUGUUGCUGGGUGAGAUUUUGAAAACUUGUGCGGUAAAAAAUGCUUACAACAGCUGAAAUUAUCCAAAUAGAUCACACAUUUACGAAAUUACAAUAGAAGUCAUGCUGUCUGACUACAAAAAUACACCAGAUAUACCUAAUGGCACUUACAACAAUUGAACUAGCGCUAGGCUACAAAUCCUACCCAAAUUACCAUACUUUCACGCCUCUGAACAUUUAUUUUUUUUACAAAAGUUCAAUGUUUUGUAACUGUAUUGAAUGUUUUCAGAAAUACGUGCAUUUAUGUUUAAUUACGAUUUCAGUGUACUCAAAAUGUUGUACAUGAAUGACCUUAAAUUCCACUUCACCUUGCAUUCUAAUUUCGAUGAAAACCUUGGAUCAAAUAAUUUCAUAUUUAUAUGCGAUGGAAAAGCUAAGAUAUAUUUUAUUUUAAACGUUCUAGGUUAAAGUAAUUUCAAAUAGAGAUGUCUCUCCCAAAUAUAUAUUAUGUGGUCUACAAAUAUAUUCUGAUAUCUAAUACA